AUGGUCCGCACCUCCGUCCUGAACGAUGCCUUGAAGAGCAUCAACAACGCCGAGAAGGCCGGCAAGCGCCAGGUCCUUAUCAGGCCCAGCUCCAAGGUCAUCACCAAGUUCCUGAGCGUCAUGCAGAAGCACGGUUACAUUGGCGAGUUUGAAGAGCUCGACGACCACCGCUCCGGCAAGAUCGUUGUUCAGCUGAACGGCCGUCUCAACAAGACUGGUGUCAUCUCCCCCAGGUACAACGUCCGCCUUGCCGACCUUGAGAAGUGGGUCGUCAAGCUGCUGCCCGCCCGUCAGUUCGGCUAUGUCAUCCUUACCACCUCGGCUGGUAUCAUGGACCACGAGGAGGCCAGGCGCAAGCACGUCGCUGGCAAGAUCAUUGGCUUUUUCUACUAG
Molecule: messenger RNA, 393 nt
Organism: Pyricularia pennisetigena
Lineage: Eukaryota; Fungi; Ascomycota; Sordariomycetes; Magnaporthales; Pyriculariaceae
Exons: 3
Coding region: 1-393 (130 amino acids)
Biological process (GO): translation
Cellular component (GO): ribosome; cytosolic small ribosomal subunit
Molecular function (GO): structural constituent of ribosome
Source: RefSeq, a predicted model, not a curated record